AUGGCGAUCUUGGAUCAGGAACACCAGCAGCGGAUCCCUGUGAAGGUCACAGCCUUCCGUCAGUUUGCUGCGAACUUGAUGGCUCAGCUGACGGAGCAGUGUGCUGGCAGCACCAAGACUUCAACUUUGGCCAACCAGGGCAGUUGUAAACGUUUCUUUACUGCAGUUGCAAAGGUUGCAGAGCUGUUGGGAUUCAAGUCGACACAGGCCUUGUUUGGCCCUGUACAGCCGAUCUAG
Messenger RNA from Durusdinium trenchii, 237 nucleotides. The record is from the annotation of a GenBank genome assembly. NCBI's taxonomy places the organism in Eukaryota, Dinophyceae, Suessiales, Symbiodiniaceae.